AGCGAGGCUGUUUCCGUUUCUUAUCCUUUUCAGUUUCCGCACCACGAAGGGAAUCACGGGACGCAUCGUUCAGAAAAAAGGAAAAAAAAUUGUGGUGUCACAGAUAUUUUUUCUCUCUCUAAAACCGCAAUUCAACAACUCACCGAUUUUCUCUCUCUAAGACGUCCUGAUAUUUUGUUGUCCCCCUCGAUUGAAUCGCCUCUUUCCUCCGAUUAUCUUUGGUUGAUUUUCCUUCUCGGCGACGUCUGGAUUAGGGUUGUUGAUUCCAAAUCGACGGAUUGCUGUUUCGAUAUCUGCUUUAGAGUUUGGAUUGCUGUCGUUUUCUGAAAGCGUCAACUAGCGAUAAGUGACCGAUUCGCCAUGGCCGACCCCAAGAAGCGCGAUUUCGUGGACGAUCACAACGAUCAGUCUAACGGUGGGAACACCUCGGAGGCGUCGCCGAUCGAUGCUCGAUCUGAGUUGUCGAGUUUCGUGGAGGACAUCUCGGCUGAAUCAUCUAGGGUUGAAAGCGAGAACGAAUCGACGGACGUUGUCGACAACGAUGACGACGGAGACCGAGACUUGUUCCUUGACGAGGAUAGGGUUUUGCGGUGGCUGCAGGCUCUGGAUAUGCAAGUCAUGGGAGCUUGUCGAGCUGACGAAAGAUUGAAGCCUUUGUUGAAGCUCAACGUUUCCAACGGGAUGGCUGAAGAUCGAUUGCUAGCUCAUCUUAGCCAGCACUUCGAGCCGGCCGAAAUUGGAAUGCUGGCGAGAUGCUUUUGCAUUCCUCUGGUUUCAGUUCGUGUGGGGAAGAUCAAGAAGGAAGGAACACGUAUGUGCCCAACUGCCACUAGGGGUAACUUGAGCCUUAUGUUGUUGCCAACAUCUGACUUACGGCUCUCAUUUGUUGGAGAUAAUGGUCAUUCGGAAAGACUGUUCACUUUUAGCAGCAAAUCUCAGAGCUCUGCUGUGUCGAUUGAGGACAUAAGUGCUGACAGCUCAGGUAGAUCCUUUGUUAUAAGGACCCCAGAUGGCCGUGCUUUUUAUUAUUGGUGCUCUGAGAAGUCUAAGCUUCUCGGAACGGAAUUGCGUAGGAAGAUGAAAGACUUGAUCAGAAAGAAGCCAUCAAUAUCAGAACUGACAGGAAUUGAUGAAUCACGCCUUGGACGCGUUGCUUCUCAUCUCCGUUCAUAUCUCAUGGGUUCGGUGGUACCUAGUAUCAACGGAUGUUCAAGCCUUUCCUUCGAUUCAUCAUCUUCUGUCUCUCAUGAUUCUACAUCUUCUUCAUGUGCUUCAAAGUCUCAUCGGACCCGCCACUCGGUGAGUCAACCAACAAAGGCAAGUUCUUUCCACCAAGGAAGCCUCAGUCCAAGGUCGAGUUCCUUUAAAGAAAUCACUCUCAGAAAUUCUUCAUCAAGAAUCUCUUCAAGAGAUAAAUCGAGACGGCGUAGCGAUGGCCUUUUCUCAGCAUUUGACAACCUUCAUGUCACUUCAAUUAGCAACAUGGAUGCUUCCAUGCUGACGGAAAAUGAAACCGCUGGAGAUAAUCGGAGACACGGCCCUCUUGCUCUUGCAGGAGACCCGAAAUCAGCAAACUUACCAAGACCUCAGCUUCCAUCGAGGAGUGGUUCACCACCGGUAUUGUUUUCUCCUUACUACUGUUGGUGUCCACCCAACACCUCAACCCUUCAUUCUCCAUUUUCUACUGCUUCUCAACAGUACCACCCUCCGCUAUCGAUCCAGUUAUCGUCAUUGCCACCCCUUUCCUCUCUUCUACCGCCCUCUGGAUCAGAUGGAAUAUUGAACCCACUACCACCCCAGCAGCUGGAGCUGGAUCUCUCCGAGAUCCCACCGCUGCUGCCAGAUUCGUUACCGUUAGUCCGACUCCCCAUUCCAAGUUCACAGCAGAUCCCUAUGUUUUCACCGUUAAUGUGUGAACCCAUCGUUCAUAUUCCAGUUAUCGAUGUUUGCUCUUCAGGUCAAGGCUACCUAGUGAGCGCAGGGCCUGGGAUGCCCACCAGCAUCCCGCCCCUUCACCCAAACCACCUUGUAAACCCGCAGAAGGAGUCUCUGCUGGAGAAAGGCGCAAGGGAAACUCUGCGUUUGCUCAUCAGCGGCUCCAACACCGCAACCGCCGGUGCCCCUUUGAUCAACGUCUUCGCCAAAUCGGAGGAUAGGCAACCAGGCUUACUUGUGGCCGGUAGCAGAGGUCUGUACAGUGGGACACACGAUGUGGGCAGCGGCUUGAGGGUCUCAAGCAUUGGCCUCUUCACACCUCACGGGCUGCAGCCUGCGGUGGCCACUAGUCGCAGCAGCAACAUUGGCCCCGAGGAUAAACCCGACGUCGGGGGUGGUGAUGGUGAUGAUGAUGGCGAAGCAACCCCUCCUGAAAGGAAGUUCUGAUUAGUUUUAGUAUAUGGUCAUAUUGCUGCUGUUGGUUUUUUUUUUUUUUUUUUUUUUGGUUGCGUGUCGUCUUGUAGAUGCCAAGGUUGAAAAUCCAAAUGUAUAAAAAGGGGACCGUGGUUUUUCUUUUCUUUUUUUUUUUUUUGGCGGGUAAUAUGGGGUGGUGAGACUCAACUAUCUCUAUCGGGUUUUAUAUUUGUUGGUUUUGGUUACAGCUUUGUAAUUUGCUUCUGUUGGUUAUUUUUUAGUUUAUUUGUUUUUGUU
This is a messenger RNA of Tarenaya hassleriana, 2646 nucleotides long. RefSeq lists its product as uncharacterized. Bases 361 to 2382 code for a protein of 673 amino acids. The record is from RefSeq and is a predicted model, not a curated record. The transcript has 4 exons. NCBI's taxonomy places the organism in Eukaryota, Viridiplantae, Streptophyta, Magnoliopsida, Brassicales, Cleomaceae.